AUGGCUAGCGAAGCGCCCGAAGCUCCAGCAGAUGAGAGAUGCCAGAUUGUGAGGCGACUGCUGCGACUAGCAGGGCCAGUUACCGGAGCUUACGCUCUCGAGGGAGUGGCCACGCUUGUACCGUUUUGGGCAGCUGCACACUUGGGCAGCCCGGAUGCAGAGGAGGCGACAAGGAGAGUUGGCGCCGUGGGGCUCGGCAGUUCGGUGUUGGCCGUCUUUUGCCACACCUUCGCAGCAGGCUGGGCAGGUGCCCAGGACACCCUGGUUUCGCAAGCCUACGGCGAAGAGGAUGACAAGAAAGCCAGGGACUAUCUGCAUUGCUGCCUGGUUUGGAUGUUGCUGUUCGCUGCUGCAGCCUCCGUGCUUCUCUGGCAGACAGAGGCCCUGCUUCUCUGGCUCGGAUGCGCGAGCGAGCAGAUCGCUGCUGAUACUGCGAGGCAUGUGAUUGCAAGCAUUCCUGGAGCUUGCUUCACUUUCCAGUAUGAUUCGUUGAGGAAGUUCUUGAUGAAUCAGCAGAUCUCUUCGCCAGGUUUUUGGGUCCUUGUCGCCACCGUACCAUGCCAUUUGGCCAUGAGCGUUCUGCUCCUCGAGUGGUCUUCCAUUGAUCCCGUGGUCUCCCUGGGCAUCGCCUUUUCUGUGAAGUCGGCGGUGUCCUUCUUCCUGCUGGGAGGCUACAUGAGCUGGUUUCAUGUCACGCCCAGCUGUGUGGGCUGGUGGCGAAUCUGGCAGUCAUCGGCCUUCACCUGGAAAGGACUGCUGUCAUAUGCUGCAAUCGGUGUGCCGAACGUGGCCAUGGUGGGCUUUGACUGGUGGGCUUUCGAGCUCCUCACUCUUCUGGCAGGGGGGUUGCAGAGUCAGAGCGAGUUGGCCGCGCACGUUGCCAUGGCGACUGUCUCAAACUGGACAUUCCUGCUGUCCCGCGGCGUCUCCAAAGCUGCCACAGCCUUGGUUGGAGCCGCUACUGGCCAGAAGGACUUGGCCCAGGUUUCCAGCACGCUGAAGGCUGGCACUCAGCUGACAGCCGCCAUGUGCGGAAUGAUUGUGGCGUGCUGCUGGGUUGGGCGUGGUCAGCUGGCACUUGGGCUCCUGUCCGACGAGGCCGCAUCUCAAGAGGCGUUCAUGCGUGCCUUUCCCUUCAUGCUCCUGCAGAUCUUGGCAGAUGGCGCGAACAGCCUGUUCAGCGGCGUCUUCGCCGCAUUCGGACGACAAGGGGCCGUCUCGAUUGGCCUCUUCACGUGUCAGUGGGUGGUGCAGCUCACUGGUGCCUGGCAACUGGG
This is a messenger RNA of Symbiodinium natans, 1277 nucleotides long. The record is from the annotation of a GenBank genome assembly. Lineage: Eukaryota; Dinophyceae; Suessiales; Symbiodiniaceae.